Molecule: messenger RNA, 5252 nt
Organism: Anopheles gambiae (African malaria mosquito)
Lineage: Eukaryota; Metazoa; Arthropoda; Insecta; Diptera; Culicidae
Gene: nAChRalpha2
Product: acetylcholine receptor subunit alpha-like 2
Exons: 9
Coding region: 1576-3285 (569 amino acids)
Biological process (GO): signal transduction; regulation of membrane potential; chemical synaptic transmission
Cellular component (GO): neuron projection; postsynaptic membrane; synapse
Molecular function (GO): acetylcholine-gated monoatomic cation-selective channel activity; transmembrane signaling receptor activity
Source: RefSeq, a predicted model, not a curated record
GGAUGGGUGGCUUACCACCAGUUUGUCCGUGAUGCUGUGGCAUAUUUUACACGGCAGAAAGAACGAAGAGAGGAUGCUGCAGAAAGGAGCCAACAAAAAAAAAUAGCUCCCUUCCAAGAAUUGCUCGCACAUACCAACGUCAUCGCAGCAAACCGUUUCGGUCCCCGUAGGCUAAUCCAGCCAUAUCCCGCCCCAGUACCGCCAGUAACGAUUACACACACCACGCUAAAGGACCGCUAUUUUGUUUUUGCAACGAAGAGAAAGAAAAAAGAGGAAAAAACAACGACGACGUACGUGAACGGUGAGAAAAGAUGAGGCUGCAGUGAGCAGGGAAAAAACUCACCGGGUGGGAAAGAACUCCACUCGCAGCCACAGCCCCAAUGUGCUUGGCGUGAGUGUGAGCAAAGUCACUGUCGCCUUCGUUCCUGUCAAACCUGUUUCGGUGAUGCUUCGUUGGAAAAGCUCGAUUAGCUCAUGCGCACUCCCGUAGACGAGCACAGAGAGCGAGAGAGAGAGUCACUGCACAGGGAUGGAAAACAAAACACAAAUUUCCUCUCUCACUCUCUAUCUCUCGCAUUCACUCUUUUUCUCUUGCUUCGUACACUGAGCACAGCAUCCCUAGGCAGCAGCAACAGCCAUCCGUAGCGCGCUGAAAGAGGCGAGAAAAUGGUGAGAGCGCGCGCAAACCCCAACGUGUGUCUGUGUGUGUGUGUCUUUUCGCAAAGGGCGGUGGGAGCAGCGUUUUCCACGGCACGGUGGCUGUUUUUGCGCUCACACAACACCGAAGCCACAACGACGCGCAAACGACGGGCCGACUGGUGCGCCUCUAGCGGGCGACUCGGAGAGCAAAACGUCAAUUGCCGAACGAAGAAAACGUCUGCGGACGUGGCCGUGCGGUCCGAAUUUUUCGAGGGGCCCUAUUUUACCACCGAACUGGCCAUAUCUGGUGCAUUGGCGGGGCCAAUCGAGCUGGCCGAGCGUGUGUCCGGCACGCACUAUUCGAAACAUUCAGCUGAUUUGCAACUGUGCGUACGACUGUGUGUGUGCGUGCGUGUGUGUAGUGUGGUUAUCGCACAGCAUCCAGCAAUCGUAGUUGGCCAUACUGUGUUUGUUUCUUCGCCUGCCACGAGCUGUCAAACAGUCGCAUCGUGUGUGUGUGAGUAUGUGUCUGUGAGUGAGUGUGUGCACGCCUUUUAACCAGUCUGACAGAUGAACCGACGGCAAGGAAACAACGUUCCGACAGGCAGCAAGUGAUUCCUCCGCAAAGCCAUGCUACCAGUACUGCCCAGCCGGUUGUUCAUCGGUGCUCGCGAGCAGCGGGUGCGUAACACGGUACGUUGUGUCUAGUCCCGACCAGUGCCACUGUAUUGCCGGGUACCGUCCGUUUGCAGUCCCGCCGAUACCCUGGUAGAAGGAGUGGGGCAUCACUAAUCCACAAAGCACUGAGGGACACGUGAGUGCUUACAAUCAGUGUUUUCCACGCUCGUAAAAAGUAACGCUCGCAGUGGGAACGUGUGUGCGUGGUGUGAGUGCGUGUGUGCGCUGAAGGGAAAAGAAAAACACAACAAAAGAACGAUGGGACGAUUGCCCAGCUUCCGGCGCUCCUUUGCCGACCGGUGGAUGACGCUCGGCAUCGUGCUGCUGUGCAUGGUGAUCGGCAGUGUGUGGGCCAACCCGGACGCUAAACGGCUGUACGACGAUCUGCUGAGUAAUUACAAUCGACUGAUACGGCCCGUCAGCAACAACACCGAUACGGUGCUGGUAAAGCUGGGCUUACGGCUGUCACAGCUGAUCGAUCUGAAUUUGAAAGAUCAAAUCUUGACGACGAACAUUUGGCUCGAACAUGAAUGGCAAGAUCAUAAAUUCAAAUGGGAUCCCGCUGAGUACGGUGGUGUCACCGAGCUGUACGUGCCUUCCGAACACAUUUGGCUGCCGGACAUUGUACUUUACAACAACGCUGAUGGAGAGUACGUGGUAACAACGCUCACGAAAGCCAUCCUGCAUUACACCGGAAAGGUCAUCUGGACACCGCCCGCCAUUUUCAAAUCAUCGUGCGAGAUCGAUGUUCGAUACUUUCCGUUCGAUCAGCAGACGUGCUUCAUGAAGUUCGGCUCGUGGACGUACGACGGCAACCAGAUUGACCUGAAGCAUAAAAAUCAACUGAACAACAGCGACAACAUGGUGAAGAUUGGAAUCGAUUUACGCGAGUACUAUCCGAGCGUGGAAUGGGACAUUCUUGGCGUGCCAGCCGAGCGCCACGAGAAGUACUAUCCCUGCUGUGCCGAACCGUACCCGGAUAUAUUCUUCAACAUCACAUUACGACGCAAGACGCUGUUCUACACGGUGAACCUGAUCAUCCCGUGUGUCGGCAUCUCGUACCUGUCCGUGCUGGUGUUCUAUCUGCCGGCCGAUUCGGGCGAAAAAAUUGCAUUAUGCAUCAGCAUCCUGCUAUCGCAGACCAUGUUCUUUCUGCUGAUAUCGGAAAUCAUCCCGUCGACCUCGCUCGCCCUGCCCCUGCUCGGCAAGUACCUGCUGUUCACGAUGAUACUGGUCGGGCUGAGCGUCGUGAUCACCAUCAUUAUCCUGAACAUACACUACCGGAAGCCAAGCACACACAAGAUGGCUCCCUGGGUCCGGAAGUUCUUUAUAUUGCGCCUGCCCAAGCUGCUGCUGAUGCGAGUGCCGAACGAUUUGCUCAAGGAGCUAGCAGCAAACAAAAUCAACUACGGCAUCAAAAUUAGCAAGAGCAAGUUCGGCGCUGCCCUAGCCGCCCACUCGCAGAUGCAGCCGAAUUCCGGCGGCUCCAGCCCGGACUCGAUCCGGCACAUGCAGGGCCGGCCGGGCGGUUGCAACGGGCUGCACUCAACCACCGCCACUAAUCGGUUCAGUGGGCUAGUUGGUGCGCUGGGCGGUGGGCUGAGCGGGCUGGGCGGCUACAAUGGGCUGCCCUCGGUGAUGUCGGGCCUGGACGAGUCGCUCAGCGAUGUGGCGCCGAGAAAGAAGUACCCGUUCGAGCUGGAGAAGGCGAUCCACAACGUGAUGUUCAUCCAGCACCAUAUGCAGCGACAGGACGAGUUCAAUGCGGAAGACCAAGACUGGGGCUUUGUGGCGAUGGUUUUGGAUCGUUUGUUUUUAUGGUUAUUCACGAUAGCGUCGUUAUUCGGCACAUUUGCGAUCCUGUGCGAGGCCCCAUCGCUCUACGACGACACCAAACCGAUUGACAUCGAGUACUCCAUUAUCGCCCAGAAGCUGUUCAAUCUUACCGUCAAGGAUACGCGCUCCUAAAGCCGUAACGCCCUCCCGGGACGCCGGAACGUAAAGCGGAAGCGCCAGGCGGACACACACACACCAGAAGCCGCGCUGGCGGGCGAAGGUUAACGGGCGAUUGAUUUUAAUUUUUAAAACUUCUUUUUUCCCUCACUUUGUGUUAGAGAAAUUGGGAAACCGUACCGUAACUGUAUUGAACGGGGAAGCCAAUUGCGUGCCCCGUUCUUUGUCACCUUGCUCCUUUUUUUUUUGUUUCUCAUCAUAAAAUCAUCACCACCGACGCUAAUCGGGUCUAAAGGUCGUCGCGAAACUCUUCCAGCUUGCGGUUUCUGCACGAUUCCUCUUUUUGUUUUUUUUUUGCCUUCAUUUCGUUGUAAUUUAACGGUAUAGUUGCAUUUUAGUGAGCAGUUUUCUGGUUUCCCGUUUUCUUUUGACCAACCCCAAACGUCAAUCAUCGUCCCCUCUUUCUCUUCCUCAGCUCCUAGUAUCCAGAGGCGCAGAGCAACCCCUACGCGCGAUUAACACAUUUAAGGAGUUUUUACCGUAGGCUAGGCGUAAAGGCACGCGUGGAAGUAACGCGUGGAAGUAACAAAGUUAUGCAUUUUCCCAAGGGCUAGUAAUGGCACAAGGGACAACUUUUGGAAGGUAGGUGGGUGCCAAACACAUGCCAAAUUAGAAGCAGUAGCAGCACUAGCGAUCAAAGGAUGCAUUAAAAGAAAGUUUAAUUGAUUGUCAAAAUUCUCACCAAAGAGACUUAUUUUCGUGACCAAAAAAGGUUAGUGAGCGAACACAGGGCAGAAAAUUGUUUUUUAUAGGAAUGAAUUCGUUACAAAUUUGAAACACUUUCAACACAAUUUUCGGUAUCAAAACAAACACGUAAAGCAGAUCCUCCUUCUUUCACUUCAUCAGCCACAGUUUAAAGACACUGCUCAAUGCAGCAGCUUUAGAGAGACAACUGCAUUAGCAAAACUAGAUCAAACUGUAUUUUUCUAAUACGCGUUUAGAGUCUUGUAUGGUUGGAGGGAUAUUACACUAAUGCUUCCAUACAAAAAAAAUCCUUCCCAACAAACCAAAUACUAGAACUCCUUUAGCAAUUCUGGUAUUACGCAAAAUAGAAUACAGAGAGAAAAAACAAAACAACAAGCCCUUACAAAAAGGACAGGACAGUUGAGCUAAAAAGUACCAUCGAAAUUAAUCCCUUUCCCAAACAACCAAAGUGAAGCCUUUAUGUUAAGAAAACAUAAGAUAAAGUGUGUCAAAUAGCAGGAGCUAAACAUUGUAGCAAAAACAAAAAUUAACCUUUUACUAAAACCCAAAAAAACACAACAUUCAAACAUAAAAUGUAAGCAAAAACUAGCAUUACGAAACUCACCCGGAGUGAAUGAACGCCGAGGCCGGAAUGUACUGCACCUGUGUCGCCAGGUGGCUCGGUAGCAUUUCCCAACCGUGCCGAACUUCCAAAACAGGCGACAAGUAUCGGGGUUAAUGAUGCAUGGAAAUUGAUUUCAGCGCAUAAAGUGAAGAGUGUAAAGUGUCAAUAAAAGUGUUGCCACGGGAAGAUAUCAGCACGGCCGAGAGCGGUACGGCAGAGUAUGGGAAAUGAGAAGAACAAAGUAACCAAGUGGUAAAUUGUAUCUCUACACUCACUGUUAUGGAUACGUUUUAACGCCGCAACACACACACACACACAGGCAAGGAAAUUGCGUCAAGCGUCUACAGACACACGCGCUGGGUGCGAGCACGCACAUACAAUUCCAAAACUAGUGUAAAACGAGGGAGUUUUUUUCUGUUUUCUGUAUUGUAUCCGUUCAUUUUUUAUUUGUUUCCUCAGCCACACUAGUAUCACAUAAACAUAAGGGAAACCAGGAGAAGGGAAAGGGAUAAAAAAUGUUAAGGUAAAUAAAAAUAAAGAAAGCACACUUCAGGAAAAGGGAAAAGAGAAUAAAAAUAAACAACAAAUACAGGCCAUCUUGCACCAAAACAAA